AUGAUGGCUUAUCUAAAAUAUUUACAAAGCCUCAUCGGGACUCCGAGACUUCUCAACUUCACAACAAGGAAACAUGUCCCAACCCUAGCGAUAGCCACUCUUUCCUGCUUCAUCGCCAGUUUUACCGUGCCGUUGUUUUCCAUCAUUCUGGGCGAUGUAUUCAACGACUUUGCUCUUCUCGGAUCCGGAGAUAUCACUGGCGAUGCGCUAAUCCCGAGAGUUUCGCGUCAAUGCUUGCAGUUUCUGGCCUUAGGUGUGCUCGGAUGGUUCUUCAAUGGGAUUUACUUCACGCUUUUCGUCGUUUUUGGCGAACUGCAAGCUGCCAAUGCUCGCAGUAAACUAUUCGAUAGUCUACUGAAGAAGGAACAGCGUUUUUUCGAAGAGCAUGAAGAAGGAGAGCGGACUUUUUUAGGCUGCCUUCAAAUUCAGGUGCAGGAACUCCAAACAGCAACAUCAAACUCUCUGGCGCUUGUAUUGCAGUACAUUUUUCGCAUUCUCGUGUCUCUUGGCGUAUCAUUUUAUACUUCGUGGAACCUUACUCUCGUUAUCCUUGCCGGAAUUCCAUUCGUCUCGCUCAUAGUUCCUUACUUGACACCCAAGAUUAAUGCUGGCAUCCAAGCUCAACAAAAUGAACUUAAGACGGCUUCCAAAGUUGUUAAUAAUGCGGUUACAUCUAUUGACACCGUGAAGUGUCUCAAUGCACAAGAUAUUGAGCUGAAGAAGUUCACCGGCGGCGUGGACAAUGCUGCGUCGCAGUAUACCAGGAUGGCACGUCUUAACGCGCUUCAAAUAACCGCCAUGCGGUUCAUAAUGUUCGCCAUGUUUGUACAAGGCUUCUGGUACGGAAGUUAUCUUGUGACAUCGGGCAAGCUUUCAGCCGGUGAUGUACUGAGAACGUUCUGGGCCUGCUCUGCAUUCGCCCAGGCUAUUGAGUGGUUGAUGCCGCAUCUCAUGAUUUUGGAGAAAGGCAAGGUUGCUGCUGCCGCCUUACAACGCACGUUAAAUGAUGGGCUGGAAGCUACAUCUUCGCGGGAGAUGCAGGGGGCGCUGUAUCCAAGUCAUUGUGAUGGCAUCAUCGAGGUGAAAAAGCUAUCAUUCGCAUACCCUUCCCAGCCAGACCGACUCAGUCUAGACUCCUCGAGCUUUCUAUUCCCCGCUGGAGGGACAACAUUCGUCAUUGGAAAAAGCGGCUCCGGCAAGAGUACACUUGGACAAUUACUGACUCGGUUCUAUCUACCAACGUCAGGCGAGAUAUUAAUUGAUGGGUAUCCUAUACAGACUCUGGGUAUCAACUGGAUUCGGAACAACGUCACGUACGUCGAACAGCGAAGCAUCCUAUUCAACGAAUCUAUAUUCAAAAACAUUGCUUUUGGCAGCCGUGACCAUGAGAAUAUUCGCGAAAGGGACAUGGAGGAAUCUAUAAGUCUCGCGAUGCUAGCUAGCAUGGUUGGAAAUCUUCCACAUGGAAUUGACACUUUCGUUGGCGAAGGAGGUAACGCGCUUAGUGGAGGCCAGAAGCAGAGAGUUGCCAUUGCAAGAGCCCGGUUGCGGGAUUCUCCUGUCCUUAUAUUAGACGAGCCUACAAGUGCUUUGGAUGGAACAAAUCGGGUCCAGAUCAUGAACUCCAUUCGCAAAUGGCGUGAGGGCAAGACCACUAUCAUCAUCACUCAUGACAUGUCUCAUAUCAAGGAGAACGAUUUCGUUUAUGUCAUGGACAGUGGUUCUGUCGUUCAGGCCGGGUAUAAAGAAGAGCUCAAAGAAGACCCGAAGUUGGGUGCCUUUUUUCAUGAAGAUGAGGACCAGGAGGACGACUAUUCCGAGACGGAUAACAAUGAUGGCGACAUUUCCGUUACAUCGUCGUGGUCCUCGGAUGACUUUUACAGCCCCCCCCCGCUACCUCCAAAGGACUCAUACAUGACUUACCCUGGCAACCUCCGGGAUGAUCUAAGAAGCUCGCUAUGGAGGAGUGAUCAAAUUGAGGCCUCCCUCAGAAAAGACCCAUUUGUCAGCCACAAUGAAAUCGAAAUGGAUGACCUCAGUAUGAGGACUCAAAGUGUUCGUUUCGAUGGCCCUUCCAGAACCUCCAAAUUGCGCCGCCGGCUCAAGGUACGUCGGCGAAAAAAGCCCUCACACAAUGAAACGAGUGUUCCCCAGCAAGGCCUUGAGAAACCUAUACGAAGGGCAUUGAAGUCGGUCUUACCAAAUUUACUACCCAGACAGCGUCUGUUUUUUGCUCUCGCAAUUUUCUGCAUCCUGGCUCAUGCCGCAGCAACUCCGAUAUUCUCUUACUUCCUCGCGGAACUCCUCAAGACAUUCUAUAACAAAAGCAACAAUAGCAUGAGGUGGGCUCUAGCUGUCCUCGGAGUGGCAAUCGGCGAUGCAUUCACAAACUAUUAUAUGUUUUAUCUCCUGGACAUCUGCGGCCAAACCUGGGUCGAUGGCCUUCGGAAACAAGCGUUCCGCAAAGUCCUAGACCAGGCUCGAAAGUGGUUCGAAGACGAAAGGAACAGCGCCUCACAACUAACCAUUUGUCUUCAUGAAAGUGGGGAAGAUGUUCGUACCAUAAUCACCCGUUUCACUGCGUUCGUUCUAGUUGCUGUUUCCAUCAUGGCAAUGGCCGUUGUCUGGAGCCUUGCGAUUUGCUGGAAACAGACCUUGGUUGCGCUGUCGUGUGGACCGAUUGUCUUUGCCAUUACGAGAGGGUUUGAGACGACAAAUGGUAUAUGGGAUCGGCGAUGCAUUGCUACUAGGGCCGCAGCCUCGGAUGUCUUUCUAGAAACUUUUUCAGAAAUACGCACGGUGAGGAGCUUGACAUUGGAACGUUACUUCCAUCUUAAGCAUUUAAAGGCUGCAGCCCAGUGUCUAAAGAUGGGGUUGAGGAAGGCGAUAUAUACAGGAUUGCUCUUUGGUCUAGUAGAGUCUUCCAAUGUGUUCGUCACUGCACUGAUCUUCUACUAUGGUGCAACUCUAGUCAGGUACAAUGAAUUUACAGUGGACGAUAUUACUACUGUAAACUCGGUUCUUCUCUUCAGCCUGGCAUACGCCAGCACAGUCAUGACUUGGAUACCCCAAAUAAGCAACUCUAGAGAAAUGUCUCGGCGACUCUUUCGGAUCGUCGACCUUCCAGACGCUUCAUCCCAUGAGCACGCGGGUGUGCUCCAAAUAAGCAAGGCAGCCCCAGUCCAAAUCAACCAUCUCAGCUUCCGAUACCCAUCUCGCCCAGGCGCAUCCGUCCUGCGAAACGUCUCCCUCACCAUCUCAGAAGGUUCCUGCACCGCGAUAGUUGGACGCUCCGGGUCUGGGAAGUCAACUAUCGCCUUCUUGCUUUUGUCUCUCUACGAAAUUCCUUCCUCUUUAAAGACAAGCAUAUUCCUCGCUGGUACCAAUAUCCGCCAAAUCCGCACACGCUCCCUACGCUCCCUCGUCUCCAUUGUUCCCCAACAGCCAACUAUAUUCCCCGGCACAAUCCAAGAGAAUAUCAGCUACGGGUUAGAUCAGGUUUCCGAGCAAAGCAAUAUCUUCAACGUCCGCACCGCAGCCCGUGCAGCCGGCGUAGACGAUUUUAUUUCCUCCUUACCCGGUGGCUAUCAAACCGUGAUUGGGGAUGGGGGGGUCGGACUCUCAGGCGGACAGGCGCAGAGGAUAGUUAUCGCGCGUGCCCUUGUGCGCCGACCUCAGAUACUUAUUCUUGACGAGGCGACAUCGGCCCUUGAUCCAGAUAGUGCGGCGACCAUCAAGACGACGGUGCGGAGACUUGUUGCGGCUAAAACAGGGCUUACGGUUAUCGUUAUCACCCACGCAAAGGAAAUGAUGGAGAUGGCAGAUGAUGUUGUCGUAUUGGAAGAUGGAAGGGUUGUUGAGCAAGGCCCAUACCGCGGUCUUUUGAGACGAUCAGGCGGGAGACUAAGGGCUCUCAUCGAGCAUCCUGAGCCUGAUAACACAUAA
Aspergillus puulaauensis is the source of this 3945-nucleotide messenger RNA. Its product is annotated as ABC transporter ATP-binding protein. The transcript is spliced from 5 exons. Gene Ontology annotation, molecular function: ABC-type transporter activity; ATP binding; ATP hydrolysis activity. Gene Ontology annotation, cellular component: membrane. Gene Ontology annotation, biological process: transmembrane transport. The record is from RefSeq and is a predicted model, not a curated record. Bases 1 to 3945 code for a protein of 1314 amino acids. Lineage: Eukaryota; Fungi; Ascomycota; Eurotiomycetes; Eurotiales; Aspergillaceae.